CCGCUCGCUGCAGCCUGUAGGAAGGCGGAGUUGGACAUCCAACUCCGCCCACAUCCAACUCCGCCCAUAUCCAACUCCGCCUUAGGUCUAAAGCAACACCCACGUUAUGUCCAUCACAAACGCCUACACUUACUCCCGGUAAACAGGAACUGUAGCCGAGAAAGCAGCUAGAGCAUUUAUCUGAUUUAUAUCUCCGGUUAUGGCGCAUCCAACAUAUGUCCAGGCCACUCCUGACCCUUCACGGUUUUGCCAGUGUGGUGUCUUCAAAUGCCCCUGCUGCAGUUUUGACACUGACCAGCGAUUUAAAUUCAGCCUACAUCUACAAAACCACAUCAAACAAGCAGUAGAGCAUAACGGUUCCUUCAUCUGUAAAUGCAGCAAUAAUUGCAGACCCACAGCACACUUUCAUUGUGUCUACUGCAGCCAGACAAUAAUACGCAAAGACCAGUUCAGAAAUCAUUUGUCUCUGUGCAGCAGUGCAACCAAGACCACUAUAGCAGAAGGGUUUAAUCCACAGACUGUUGCUGCUUCUGAUGCAUGUCCAGCUCCCCCUCCGCCAGCUACUCCUGAUACACCUUCUCCCAGUUCUGGUCUUGCAUCCUCUGUGCCACCUCCACCUCCGCCACCACCGCCGCCACCACCUCCGCCACCACCUCCACCUCCGCCACCACCUCCACCACCUCCACCUCCGCCACCACCUCCACCACUCCAGAGAGAGAAGAAAGCUACAGUGAUGUGUAGUCACUGUGGAAUCAUCCUUAAUAGACGAAACCUACGACUGCACAUCCUAAGACGACAUGCUCCUAUAAAAUCAGACAUAACAGCCAGGAACCACCUCAGUGCUCAUUGUGUUGACUACAAAAAUGGUGUGUUUGCAGUCUCAAAGUCUUUCACGGCACCCAGCACACCAAUACAUGUAAUUAAAAGGACAUGGGGUCCUGACCAAAAAAUUAAAUGUGAGAUGGACAUCUGCAGAAUUAAUGCAGAGUGUGCAGAGAGAUCAAAUCUCCGUCCAUUUGAGUGCCACCACAUUCAAUCCCUCACGUACUGUCCACCAUCCGAAUCAGACACUUCAUCUCUCACAGAAGACGUUUUAGAUACUAUGGUGCGAGACAAGUGGUUUGGUGAGGAUAAAAAACAAAAAUGUUUGGCACGUCAGCAAGAGGCAAAUGAUGCGGGAGCCAAGUUAUCAUGUGUGGUGACUGUGUGUGGACCUCCCUCCAAAAAGUAUGUUUCUGUGUUUGAGGGAAAGAUAUCGUAUUAUAGCAGACUUGGUAGAGUCAUGGUCACAUAUGACUCUAAAAACAUUUCAUGGCAUUGCCCAUGUGCAAGACCAAGACAGUCCUGCAUCCACAAAAUGAUUGCCAAGUGGCAUUUAUUUGAAACUGACCCCACACUCUUCAGAAGAACCAGAAGUGUGGAAGAAAACUUAACGCAACAUUUUCCCACUGAAGUUGAAGGCACUGAUCAAGCCGAACAGAGCCAAUACCCACCUGAGGGCAAAAAUCUUUCAAGGAUGGUUCAGUACAUUUUUCACAAGAAGAAACUGCCUGCAGUGCUACCCCCAGAUGUGGUCAAGACCAACAAUUUUCCUGAGCAUUUCAUACCAUCAGAAACCUUCUGCACAGAAUGUUUAGAGCAUACUCCUCUAAGUGAACCACUGCUCAUAUCAUCAAAGGCCAAAAUCUUGACCGUCACAGAUGUGAUAGAAGGAAUUUCUACGUACAGCAAAUUGUGCUACAGAUGUGGCAUGGUAUAUCGAUACCAGGAAUGGUCUGAUGGCGUCCAUAAUUUUGAUGACCACAUACUUCUGUCCAUGUACAUGUGCCAUUUCUUACGCAACAGUCUUCAGACACACCAGGCUGUUGGUAGUGCCAUUGAAGUGUUGGAGAAAACCUCUGGUAAAACCUAUCCUUCCAAGCAAAGGAUCCUGCAUGCCUACUUGAGCUUUGAAGCACUCUCAGACCUCACUUACACAUAUUCAUGUGUAUCGUGUGGUUAUCAUCCAGCAACUGUUGUGAUGGACCUUCAUAAGAAGGGUGUUUUUAGCAUGCCUGUAAGCAGCAUUGAGGAACCGCCACAGAACUUUGAUGGCAAAGUGAAUGCUAAGGAUUUCUGGGAAAUGGUUUCUCUUGAAAUGAUCAGUCGUGGGUUUGUUCAAAGUCCUAAGGCAAAUCCUUUUGUGGUCCAUCCCAGUUACCAUAAUUGGGCACCGUGGAUUGGUCCUCACACUAGAGGUUCGGAUUUUGUACUCAACACAGAGUACAAAAAAGUCCAUUCUCCUUAUAGUGCAGUGAAGGAAGCAGAGUUUGACCUCACAGAGGACCGACUGACCGAUGAACUUCUUAAGCUCAAGAUGGAAGUUGUGCGUUCUCUGUGCAAGCAGUGUGGCAUAGACCCCAAGGGCUCAAGGAUGGACUUGGUUGGAAGACUGCAAAAUGAAAUGAAGAACAGAGCAAGUUAUGACAAGGUGUUUUCACAGAUCUGGGGAGCUUCUGGUGGAUGGGCUGUGGUCACCUGUCCUUGUGCUGUGGUGUACAGUGUAAAAUUUAACAUAAGAGCUGAGAGCCCAAGGGACUUUGCUGAUCUGUUGCUGUCAAUGAAACAUUUUCCAAAUGUUUCAUUGUAUGAUUUUGCCAGAGGGUUGGCUACACAUACAAAUUUACGCAAACCGGAAACAUUGCCUUUCAGUCCUUAUGAGGGUAGGCUGCUUGAACCCACUGAAGAAAACAUCACACUUGCCACUACUGGGCAGAUAAAAGUAAACUUACCGUGGCUGGUCAACAAGAAGCCUGUACCUGAUAAAAAUGCCCACCCUCUGACUGGAUCAUCUGAGCAUUAUGCUCUUUAUGAUCGAUUUCAUGAGGCUAACUCCAAAGAUGUCCGGGAGGUCUUGCGCAAGUUGGAACUGGUCCCAGAGUUAUGUGGUUGGGUCAACAGCCAAUGUGCCGAACAGCUCUUCUCUGGAAUGAAGAAAAACAAUCAUUUUCUAAAUAUGAUGACUCCCUCGUCACACGUCUUUUUGAUGCGAAGCAUUUUGAAUCACUACAACAACUAUAGGAAUUUAAAAACAUUAGAAAACAUGAAGAAGAAUUUGGGCAUUGGACUGGACAUACAAUUGAACAACUACGGUCAGACAGUGUUGGCAGCAGCAGAAGCUCCGUCCGAAGGAGCAGCAGCAGCAGAAGCUCUAGCUGAUAGAGCAGCAGCAGCAGAAGCUCCGUCCGAAGGAGCAGCAGCAGCAGAAGCUCUAGCUGAUAGAGCAGCAGCAGCAGAAGCUCCAUCCGAAGGAGCAGCAGCAACAGAAGCUCCAGCUGAAAGAAUGAUUCAAGCUGCUGCAGCAGUCCAUGGACCUGUGCCAUCCACUGGAUCAGCAGGGGAUAUAGUAGUGUGCAAUGAUGACUGUUGGGGACUAUCGCAUCUGGACCACAUAAGUGCCAAACUCGCGACUGGGGACUUGGAGAAAAGGCUUUCUUAUGUGCUGGAUCCCACAAAAUCAGAUACUGAGUGGUUGGGAUUCCUGGGCACCACUGUUUUAUCAAGAUGGGACUUCCUGACCUUAGGAUUAAAGCAACAGUUGGAAGCAAAAAUUGCCAACUGUUGCUUUGAGAUGGUCUGCAGGUUUGCCAGGGAAAAGGGAAAAGAUGUUCACGCAGUGGAUGCCUACGUUGUUGCCACCUGGCAUCCACCUUGCCAACAAGACCCUUUUCUUGCUCUUCCUGAUGAUGCUGCAUUCAAAGACUGCAUCCUGUUCCCUGUGUGGAAACCUGGACACUGGUUCCUCUGCGUCCUGAUGCCGAAACUUUUUAGGAUUUAUCAGCUUGACUCAGCUAACCCUACUGGUUCUGGAGACACGAGCAGUUUGACUAUUUUCAGCUCAAUUGCAAUACGACUGGCCCCUGGCCACUGGAAGCUCAUCAAAAACAAGAACAUUCCUGCUCAGAUAGAGGCUGAUGACUGUGGUAUUUUCAUGAUCAUGUAUGGGUUAUACAUGGCACUCGGUUGGCCAUUUGACUUCAGCCAGCGUGAUAUCCCACAGCUCCGGAGAUGGUGGUGCCGAAUUCUUUUAGAGAACAUGUCAAAUGAAGGAAUGACUAGCUGUAAUGCACCAGAAGAGGCAAGUGAGCAGGAUGAGUGCAUGAAGAAGGAACCUGCCAGGAAAGUUCAGCGUGUUGAACGUGUGACUGAUGAAGGAGAUAGAAUGGGCCACGUCUCCUUUCACCAGAUGCCCCUUAUGGUCAUUGAGGACAUUCUCAUAGACACAGUUCUGGAAGAGGGUGACAAAGCUUUUUUAAAGCUGUCACUGGUUUGUCGUCUCUUCCGGGACAUUGUUGGACAACAAUCAUUCCGGGCCCGGGCACAUUUCGAGUGGCUUGACAGUGUAGUGCCAUGGAAACAUCACAGUGCUGCAUAUAAAGACGAGUUUCGCAGGAUGUAUGAACUGCAGUGCUGCCAGAACUGUCAAGAAAUUUAUAAAGACUGCAUACUGGGCUACGUUGGGCGUGGGAGACGAGGGGAGCUUGUGGCAUUUUACAGCGACAACGAGCACCCUGGAUUCUGCAGCCAGUUCUGCAGCCAGCUUUACGAGGAUCUGGGUGUGUGA
Astyanax mexicanus (Mexican tetra) is the source of this 4603-nucleotide messenger RNA. RefSeq lists its product as uncharacterized. Lineage: Eukaryota; Metazoa; Chordata; Actinopteri; Characiformes; Acestrorhamphidae. Gene Ontology annotation, molecular function: cysteine-type peptidase activity. The record is from RefSeq and is a predicted model, not a curated record. The transcript has 25 exons. Gene Ontology annotation, biological process: proteolysis. Bases 200 to 4603 code for a protein of 1467 amino acids.